CGCUGAGCGGCGCUUGAGAGUAUAUAGGAAAGCGAAGGAGGGGGAUGAGUGGGAGAAGCAGAAGUUGUUGUCAUCACUCCAAUCGGAUCGGAUCAUCGGAGAGGGAGUGAGACAACGCCGUCCGUCAUGGGAUUCGAACCCCUUUUCAACCACAACAACAAUAACAGUGACGCUCACGUUCCUCUCCUCCUGGGCCUCCAGCCUUCUGCUCUCGUCGACCACGUCGCUCGCGUCGAUUGGUCCUUGCUCGAUCAGAUCCCCGGUGAACGCGGCGGCUCCAUUCCUGUUGCAAUUGAGGAGCUUGAAUAUAUAUUGAAGGAAGUAAAAACUCACCCCUUACCUGAUGAUCCAACUCCCAUUAAGACAAUGGCUGGAGGCAGUGUUGCGAACACAAUUCGAGGGCUUACUACUGGGUUCGGAAUUUCUUCGGGAAUUAUUGGGGCAUAUGGGGAUGAUGAACAGGGGCAAUUAUUUGUCAAUAACAUGAGCUCCAAUGGAGUAAACAUCUCGAGACUGAGGAAAAAGAAAGGACAUACCGCGCAGUGUGUUUGCUUGGUUGACGAAUUGGGUAACCGAACAAUGCGACCCUGUCUCUCAAAUGCUGUGAAAGUUCAGGCAGAAGAAUUGAAAAGAGAGGAUUUUAAGGGCUCCAAGGUUGACCUCUUAAACAGCAAAGACAUCUUGGAUAUGCAAUCUACUCAUAAAGGACUAGGACGACUGAAUUAUCCUUCCUGUCCAUUUUACCAAAAUACAUUGUUGAAUGAAGGGUGGUUGGUGAUGAGAUACGCUAAGCUCAAUUUAGAAGUGAUACAAGCAGCCAUUGAUUUAGCAAAGCAGGAAGGCCUUCUUGUUUCCUUGGACUUGGCCAGUUUUGAGAUGGUCCGGAACUUUAAAUUACCUCUUUUGAAGUUGCUGGAGUCUGGGAAUAUAGACCUUUGCUUUGCCAAUGAGGAUGAGGCAACAGAGCUGCUAAGGGGCGAACAGAACUCUGAUCCAGCUGCUGCUGUGGAAUUUUUGGCCAAGUAUUGCCAGUGGGCUGUCGUGACAUUAGGUGCUAACGGAUGCAUUGCUAAACAUGGAAAGGAGAUAGUACGCGUGCCAGCCAUAGGGGAAGCAAAAGCAAUUGAUGCAACGGGAGCUGGGGACCUUUUUGCGAGUGGGUUUUUGUAUGGAGUGAUAAAGGGACUGUCCUUAGAAGAAUGCUGCAAAGUAGGGGCCUGCAGUGGAGGGGCUGUCAUUCGCUCUCUUGGGGGAGAGGUGACCUUGGAGAAUUGGCAGUGGAUGACCAAGCAGAUGCAGAUAAAGGGCCUUCCCACUCCCUCUCCUGACGUAUCCAAAUGAAAUCUCCUGCCCCCAUUUUACUUGACUUUUUGUUUUGCUAUAAUUCAUCUUUCACCAUCGAACGUGGCAGCUAUUCCUUGUUGGAGCUGCCUGCUUUGAUUCAGGCGUGGAAGACUAGAUCUUACAUAGGAUAUUAAAGUUAUCAUGAUAGUAUUGUAAGGUGACAUAGAUCAUGAUUUUUUUUCAAUCUUACGAGCAUGUAUUUUAACUGUUCAUUUGUCCAGAUGAGGCUGUUCGCAAGAUAUUUUCAUCUGGACGCGCCGCCCUCUGAUGCCAGCACCAAUUUAAAGUUCCGCCAGUUAUCUGCUUUGAAUCUCAA
Molecule: messenger RNA, 1660 nt
Organism: Prosopis cineraria
Lineage: Eukaryota; Viridiplantae; Streptophyta; Magnoliopsida; Fabales; Fabaceae
Exons: 9
Coding region: 127-1341 (404 amino acids)
Source: RefSeq, a predicted model, not a curated record